AUGUCGUCUCGUUUCUGCAUGAACUGGAUUCUUCUGAUCCUGUUUACAGGCCCCAUGGUAUCGGGAUCACUUGUGAAAGGAAAUGUUGGUCAGAAUAUCACUGUGCCCUGUUUUUACAGUGUUAAGGGGACACAAGACAUCACAUCAAUGUGUUGGGGUCGUGACAGCUGCCCUGUUUCAAAAUGUUAUCGGACCAUUAUCUGGACAGAUGGGUGGAAGGUGACAGAGCAGUACAACAGCAGGUAUAUGUUGAAAGGCAACCUGCUGGUGGGCGACGUGUCCCUCACAAUCGUGAACGCCGAGGAAGCAGACAGUGGGAUAUACUGCUGCCGCGUGGAGAUCUCAGGGUGGUUCAAUGAUCAGACAAGUAAUCACAAGGUUGUGAUAGAGAAAGCUAGGAUCUCUACUGCAAGUCCUCACACUUACACCUCUGAACAGACCUCAGCUCAUGGGAGUGCCAGUGAAUCAUCCUUUACCAUCACAAGAACGUGGCCAUCAGUUUCUGCUUCAGAAGCUCCUCAGACUGCCUCUGGUCCCUGCUCAAGCACCUUGGACCGCUCGAAUGUAACCUCAAACCUGCAGAACGUGUCUGUAUCACUUCCCAGCCAGCAGUAUUCAGAAAAUGGGCUAUACAUUGGGAUUGGUUUAUGUGCGGUACUUCUAGUCAUCCUUAUUUUGGCUCUGUUCCUCACUAAACAAUAUUUAUACAAUACUAAGAAGAUGGGUGGCUUUGCAAACUUUGUUGCAUAUUGGAGACCAGAACGUGCAGGGAACCAUAGUGCCCUGGAAGAUGAGAUCCAUGCAGAGGAAAACAUUUAUAUAAUACACUAA
This is a messenger RNA of Fulmarus glacialis (Northern fulmar), 831 nucleotides long. RefSeq names its product hepatitis A virus cellular receptor 2 (gene HAVCR2). The transcript has 8 exons. The coding region runs from base 1 to 831 and encodes 276 amino acids. NCBI's taxonomy places the organism in Eukaryota, Metazoa, Chordata, Aves, Procellariiformes, Procellariidae. The record is from RefSeq and is a predicted model, not a curated record.